Messenger RNA from Gorilla gorilla gorilla (western lowland gorilla), 4004 nucleotides. RefSeq names its product tubulin tyrosine ligase like 12 (gene TTLL12). The record is from RefSeq and is a predicted model, not a curated record. Gene Ontology annotation, biological process: protein modification process. Gene Ontology annotation, cellular component: cytoplasm. NCBI's taxonomy places the organism in Eukaryota, Metazoa, Chordata, Mammalia, Primates, Hominidae. The coding region runs from base 64 to 2088 and encodes 674 amino acids. The transcript has 13 exons.
GGCUGACGGACGGCGGGCGGCGGCGGCGGCGGCGGCGCUGGAGUCGGCGCGGGUGCUGGCGCCAUGGAGGCCGAGCGGGGUCCCGAGCGCCCGCCUGCGGAGCGUAGCAGCCCGGGCCAGACGCCGGAGGAGGGCGCGCAGGCCUUGGCCGAGUUCGCGGCGCUGCACGGCCCGGCGCUGCGCUCUUCGGGGGUCCCCGAACGUUACUGGGGCCGCCUCCUGCACAAGCUGGAGCACGAGGUUUUCGACGCUGGGGAAGUGUUUGGGAUCAUGCAAGUGGAGGAGGUAGAAGAGGAGGACGAGGCAGCCCGGGAGGUGCGGAAGCAGCAGCCCAACCCGGGGAGCGAGCUGUGCUACAAGGUCAUCGUGACCAGGGAGAGCGGGCUCCAGGCAGCCGACCCCAACAGCAUCUUCCUCAUCGACCACGCCUGGACGUGCCGUGUGGAGCACGCGCGCCAGCAGCUGCAGCAGGUGCCCGGGCUGCUGCACCGCAUGGCCAACCUGAUGGGCAUUGAGUUCCACGGUGAGCUGCCCAGUGCAGAGGCUGUGGCCCUGGUGCUGGAGGAGAUGUGGAAGUUCAACCAGACCUACCAGCUGGCCCAUGGGACAGCUGAGGAGAAGAUGCCGGUGUGGUAUAUCAUGGACGAGUUCGGUUCGCGGAUCCAGCACGCGGACGUGCCCAGCUUCGCCACGGCACCCUUCUUCUACAUGCCGCAGCAGGUGGCCUACACGCUGCUGUGGCCCCUGAGGGACCUGGACACUGGCGAGGAGGUGACCCGAGACUUUGCCUACGGAGAGACGGACCCCCUGAUCCGGAAGUGCAUGCUGCUGCCUUGGGCCCCCACCGACAUGCUGGACCUCAGCUCCUGCACACCCGAGCCGCCUGCCGAGCACUACCAGGCCAUUCUGGAGGAAAACAAGGAGAAGCUGCCACUUGACAUCAACCCCGUGGUGCACCCCCACGACCACAUCUUCAAGGUCUACACGGACAUGCAGCAGGUGGCCAGCAGCCUCACCCACCCGCGCUUCACCCUCACCCAGAGUGAGGCGGAUGCCGCCAUCCUCUUCAACUUCUCACACUUCAAGGACUACAGGAAACUCAGCCAGGAGAGGCCGGGCGUGCUGCUGAACCAGUUCCCCUGCGAGAACCUGCUGACUGUCAAGGACUGCCUGGCCUCCAUCGCGCGCCGGGCGGGCGGCCCCGAGGGCCCACCCUGGCUGCCCCGAACCUUCAACCUGCGCACUGAGCUGCCCCAGUUUGUCAGCUACUUCCAGCAGCGGGAAAGGUGGGGCGAGGACAACCACUGGAUCUGCAAGCCCUGGAACCUGGCGCGCAGCCUGGACACCCACGUCACCAAGAGCCUGCACAGCAUCAUCCGGCACCGAGAGAGCACCCCCAAGGUUGUGUCCAAGUACAUCGAAAGUCCCGUGUUGUUCCUUCGAGAAGACGUGGGAAAGGUCAAGUUCGACAUCCGCUACAUCGUGCUGCUGCGGUCGGUGAGGCCCCUGCGGUUGUUCGUGUAUGAUGUGUUCUGGCUGCGUUUCUCCAACCGGGCCUUUGCACUCAACGACCUGGAUGACUACGAGAAGCACUUCACAGUCAUGAACUAUGACCCGGAUGUGGUGCUGAAGCAGGUGCACUGUGAAGAGUUCAUCCCCGAGUUUGAGAAGCAAUACCCAGAAUUUCCCUGGACGGACGUCCAGGCUGAGAUCUUCCGGGCCUUCACGGAGCUGUUCCAGGUGGCCUGUGCCAAGCCACCACCCCUGGGCCUCUGCGACUACCCCUCAUCCCGGGCCAUGUAUGCCGUCGACCUCAUGCUGAAGUGGGACAACGGCCCAGAUGGUAAGAGGGGCUCCCCAUCUCCUGAUCCAAACCAGCAGGCGCCCCCUCCGCCAGCCAGCCACAGCCUGGAGAAGGCAGGCAGCUGCCCCAGGCUGUCCUCUGGCUUGAAUCAGCCAGGAAUCUGGGUUGGGGAAAGCCCUGGCUUGGCCCACAGGAAGUGCCUGCGGUGCAGAGUCUGGAGGGGAAAGGCUGCGGGCUGGGCCUCUGAGUCGGGGGAGAGCUCACAGGACAGGAGACCCAUGUGAAAGGCACCCUGACCCCAACCCGCACCACCCUGGCCGGUCUUCCCUGUGCCAGACCCCCACACACUACACUGCUGCUGCAUAUCUACUUUUUUUUUUUUUUUUUUUCACUAAACUGAACAUCCAAGCUUAAAGGGCCAGGCUGUCAUCCCUAGGGCUGGAGGCAGCCCUGGCCUCUCCUAGAGAAGCAGAUGUCAGGCCAGGCCUCCCCAGCAAAGUCAAGAGACGCAAGUUCUAGGCCCGGCCUUGUCCUGCUCAUCCCCUGGGAAUCAGGGCCCAGGUUCAUGGCCUCCCAGCCUUUGCUGGAUCCCCAGGCCACUGUCCCUGCAGAGUGGAGGCCAACAAGCCUUCACACUCUGCUGCGCUCUUUGCCGUCAGGAAAGCAGGUGAUGCAGCCGCAGAUCCUGGAGGUGAACUUCAACCCCGACUGUGAGCGAGCCUGCAGGUACCACCCCACCUUCUUCAACGACGUCUUCAGCACCUUGUUUCUGGACCAGCCCGGUGGCUGCCACGUUACCUGCCUUGUCUAGGCACUCACUGUCCCCAAAACCUGUGCUUGGGGCAGGAUUCCAACCUCAGUUCUCUGAGCUGCUUCUGCAAAGGCCCCCAUGUCCCUCUCCACACCGGCCCUGGGCAUAGCCUCAGCCCCAGGCCUCUGUCCUGCCAAGCCAUCCUCCCGGCGCCACACUCCGGGAGCACAGCAUCCUCCUCUCACCUGUGGGUCAGAGCAGGACAGUGAUGGUGUCCCCAGGGCUGAGCACCGCCCCAGGCCCCGCCCUCACCCGUCACCACCAUCUGUGCACUGAUGAGUCUCCAGUUUAGCCAAGGGCUUCGUUCCUGGCAUGGAGAAUUUGUUCCUGGCUGCUGUGUUUCCAGGGGGUGCUGGGGGAAGGGUUCCGUGGAGCGAGACAAGGUGUCCUUGGGAGCAGGGUUCCACCGGGAAGCGUUUGGGAGCCCUGUAUCACACUGGGCAGGCGGGUUUCUCUUCCGGGGUCUCUGCUCUUAUGCAUCAGGACGACCCCGGGACGGCUGUGGGGCCCCACACUGCACCCACAGGGCUCUAUGCGACAGGGGCCCAGGAACAGCCUGAGGCCACCACCCAGCAAGCCCGCCUUAUCACCCAUUCCAGCUCACCCAGAACCUUCACCAGCAAACCUCCUGCAGAGGUCCUGGCAGGAGGCCACCGUCUUGUUACCGUUUCCUUUUCCGUUUGCUGAGGGUCACAGACUCCAAAAGGGAAAUCAGUAUCUGUCUUCCCAGUGGUUGCCCUGCUCGCCGGGCACUCCACGGGGUCCCGCCCUUGUGUGAGAUGGGCCAGGAUCCUUCGGCAAGGGGCGCCUGGGGCUGGGGCUGAUUGUGGGCGGUGGAGCGCCAGACAGAAAAGGAUUCCAAUGAGAACUUCAGGUUAAAGUCAGAUGCCACCUACCAGGGUCUACAGUCAAAAUGUUGGCUUUUUCUUAUUUUUUAAUGUAUGGGAGAAAAAUGUAAAAUUCCAGUUCUUUUCUAAUUAUGUUUCUGAAAUUAGGAGUCAGCUGCCAGCGUUUUUGUGUGGCUGCAGUGUGCCUCUGGGCCCAGCUCACGGGCAGUGGAUGGGCCUAACUGCCCAGGCAGGCGAGAGCUACUUCCAGAGCCUUCUAGUGCAUGGGAGGGCAGGGCUAGGUGUAGCGGUGUCUCCUCUUUGAAAUUAAGAACUAUCUUUCUUGUAGCAAAGCUGCACCUGAUGAUGCUGCCUCUCCUCUCUGUGUUGUCUGGGCCCCUGUUUAUAAGCACGCGUUACCCUUCCUGAGGGGAGCCAUGCUGUAGCCCCUGGAGGGCCUGUUGCAGGGGCAGGGCGGGCCCAUCGCCUUUGGCAGCUCCAGGAGAGCUGUUGACAUGCAGUCCCCCUCAGUUCGUGCUGCAAUAAAGGCCAUCUUCUCUUA